AUGAACAACCCUGGCGGGCAGUCGCAGCAGGGCCAAGCUGGCCAAGCUGGCCAGGCCGGCCAGCCUCCGCCACGACCUCCCCCUAUGUACCAGCCAGCGCAAAUUAGAAACUUGCCGCUUCUUAGCGAGGAUGAAAAACUCAAAUAUGAGCAUGGAGUUACAGGACUCUGGAACCGCAUGAACAACUCUGCACCCAACAGCCCGGAGCACGUGGCGGCGCGUAAUAAAAUUAUAGAGUUCUCACGCAUGCUCAUCACCAAGAUCCAGGGCCGACGGGCACAGGCACAACAGCAACAUGGUCAGCAGGCCGGCGCCCAACGCCCUCAAGGCCAGGCCGCUCAGCAGCAACAGGCUACGACGCAGCAGAAGCCCGCCCAACAGCCAACUGCUGCCGCGGGCAAGCCCGCUGGGAACGCAACUGGAGGAGCUGCUGCAUCUGCCUUGGCCACGGCUGCCGACAGGGCCUCCGUAACGGCGCUCACGCAACCCAAGGUUCCGGACCGUCUGAUGGCUCAUGUUAACAAGUUGACUUUUAAGGCGCCCCAGCAUCUUACCGAGAAGUCACCGGCGGAAGCCGCGAAAUGGAUCGAAGACCUGAAAGUUCGAUAUGGACGAGCUCUCAUGACAAUGGAGGCCGCUAAGAACAAGAUUGCCAACAUGGAUAAGGUCUUUCACGAGCGCGCCCAAGCUGGCAACCCCUUGAAGGACGAGGAGCUUCGUCAAUACCGCGAACACAAAGACAAGCAACAGGAGCUACAUAACAAUGGCCAGAAAUGGAUCGAGACUGUCAGGAAGCAACAAGAAAGCGUCUCGGGUCCCGGCCAAGGCCAAAACGCAAGCGCGACGCAGAACAAGACCAACGGCUCCGGAACACCCACACAGCAAAACCAAAAUGCCGCGGCAUCUGUCAAUGCCAGUGUCGAAGCUACCAAGAACCAGCAGCAGAUGGCUGGCCAGCAGCAACAACCAGCGACAAACACCCCGACACCACAGCAACAGCAAGCUCGCCUGGCACAGAAUGCGGCAGCCCAAGGUGGUGCAGCAAUCAAACAAGAGCCCCAGCACCCAGCUCCCGUUAACACAGCCCUCGCCAACGCGCAGGCACAAACACCAGCUCAGGGUGCCGCACGCGUGGGCACACCGCAGAGUGCGACCGCGCAGGCGCCAGGCGGACCUACCAGGGCUCUGAGCCACUCUGCUGCCAUGUCGCUCGCAAACCAACGCGCGGCCGCGCAGCCUGCAAACGCGGCCCUGGCAAACCAAAAUCAGCAACAGCAGCAAGUCGCUCAACAACAACAAGCGCAGCAAGCGCAGCAAGCGCAGCAACAGCAGCAUCAGCAGCAGCAGCAGCAGGGAGCCGGCACACCGACUGGUGGCACCCCCGGCAGCGUGAACAACGCUGGCGUCAACACGGCUGUGCAACCUCAGCCUCAGCAGCAGGGCCACCCGCACGCACACCCGACGCAGCAGCCACCUGCCUCUCUCCAGUCCAAGAUGCCGAUCCAGAAACAUCUACCCGAGCGCGCCACGGCGGUCCCCCAGGGAGUGACCCUCGGCGGCGGCGUCGCUGCGGGCCGGCCGACGCUCUCCCAGGGCGGCGGCACGCUGGGCGGCGUUAUGAACCAGCCCGCCAUGGCCAAGGUGCCCGCCUACAGCCACGAUGCCGAGGGCGACCACGUCCUUAGCAAGAAGAAACUCGACGAGCUGGUGCGACAAGUCUGCGGCGCGCCGUCCGAGGGCUCUGACGGCAAUCUUCUCACGCCCGAGGUGGAAGAGAGCGUCUUGAACAUGGCAGACAGCUUCGUCGACAAUGUCCUGCACGCAGCCUGCCGCAACUCUAAGGAGCGCGGCUCCAAGGUCCUCGAGAUUCGUGACAUCCAGCUCGUCCUCGAGCGCACCUACAACAUUCGCGUGCCCGGCUACUCGUCGGACGAGCUGCGUACCGUGCGCAAGGUGCAGCCCUCGGCCGGCUGGAUCGCCAAGAUGAGCGCCGUCCAGGCCGCCAAGGUCAUGCCCGGCAAGGGAGAGUAG
Messenger RNA from Akanthomyces muscarius, 2031 nucleotides. RefSeq lists its product as uncharacterized. Gene Ontology annotation, molecular function: DNA binding; protein heterodimerization activity; TBP-class protein binding. Gene Ontology annotation, biological process: RNA polymerase II preinitiation complex assembly; DNA-templated transcription initiation. Gene Ontology annotation, cellular component: SLIK (SAGA-like) complex; SAGA complex; transcription factor TFIID complex. The transcript has 2 exons. Bases 1 to 2031 code for a protein of 676 amino acids. NCBI's taxonomy places the organism in Eukaryota, Fungi, Ascomycota, Sordariomycetes, Hypocreales, Cordycipitaceae. The record is from RefSeq and is a predicted model, not a curated record.